CUCUGCCAUUGGUUUUGGUUUUUUAAUAUUUUAUGGUCCGACUCGACUAGACUAGCAGUGACUCGAGGUGAAUUUCAAGCUAUCCUCCCAUCUAUGAAGACGCUGCAUGCAGAUACUCCACUUCCAAAGAGCAACUGAACUCUACCAUAGACUCGAUACUCGCGCCUGUAUGUUUCUGUACCUGUACAUGACAAUGCCUGCUGCAUACCUCAAACAUUUGCGUUCCCGGCGCUCGACUGAGAGAAUCUGCUUGCUCUGUAUCCGCGUGGACUUUGUAUGGAUCCUUGACGACGUUGACGUUGGGUUGCAAUACCGAGCAGAAAAUGCAUGGACAGAGCAUUUGGAGUGCUACUCAUUAUCAGACGAUGAGCCUGAGCCGGCAGAUGAACAUCAUGAACUGCAGCCUGUCGAAGAGCCCGUCAAAGCAGCUCGUGCGCUCUACCAGUUUGAAGGAAAGGCUGAAUUCAGGGAACUGACCGUCGAGGCUGGAGAUGAACUGAACAUUUUGAAGGAAGAAGUUGGAGAUGGCUGGAGUAUGGUGAGAGUGAGCUCUGGUGAAAUAGGACUGUUACCUCAGACAUAUUACACGGACAGUAAAGCCAACCUUUACUUAUAG
Molecule: messenger RNA, 616 nt
Organism: Suillus fuscotomentosus
Lineage: Eukaryota; Fungi; Basidiomycota; Agaricomycetes; Boletales; Suillaceae
Exons: 4
Coding region: 107-616 (169 amino acids)
Biological process (GO): endosomal transport; plasma membrane tubulation; endocytosis
Cellular component (GO): cytoplasmic vesicle; plasma membrane
Molecular function (GO): phosphatidylinositol binding; protein binding
Source: RefSeq, a predicted model, not a curated record